Heterobasidion irregulare TC 32-1 is the source of this 2772-nucleotide messenger RNA. RefSeq names its product Metallo peptidase M28. The transcript is spliced from 14 exons. Gene Ontology annotation, molecular function: carboxypeptidase activity. Bases 1 to 2772 code for a protein of 923 amino acids. The record is from RefSeq and is a predicted model, not a curated record. Lineage: Eukaryota; Fungi; Basidiomycota; Agaricomycetes; Russulales; Bondarzewiaceae.
AUGGGCGAGCUCACUCCUCCGUCGGAGAAGCCUGGCCACGACGGCGCACUGCUCCCUGCUCCUCUCAACCUACACCCACCCAAACCUCGCUCCCGCUACCUCAAACUCGUCAAGCCUGGUGUUGUCCUCAUUCUCCUCUGGGUAUUCCUCCACCGUUGGUUAUCUUUGCUCUCUUACGGCUCCUUCUUCACCACUCUUGCUGAGCUCCAAGAAGCAUCGGAGGGUGUUACGAGCGCGUUCCAGACUCGCGUGCCCUAUACUAGACAGUGGGCGGAGAGCCUCUUCUUGACCGUGCCAAACUCGGCCAGCGCGAUUGCCGCCUCCCGCCAGUAUGCAACAAAGCCCCAUCUUGCAGGCUCGUCGGGCGACCUCGCAACUGCAGAGGACUUUCUUUCCCUCCUCCAGCGCGAGCUCGGCAUCCCCAAGCCCGACGUCCAGCCCGUUUUCUCUGCCGGCUCUCCCGAGUCGCGCAACGCGACGCUUUCCAUCCCUGACCUCUCAGAGCCGAGCGCGUGGAUCGACAUAUACUACCCCGUUAUGAACACACCCCUCAACCAUAGCGUAGAAAUCCUCGGCGACACUGGCGAGGUUGCGUGGGCUGCGGACCUUGAGGAGGUCUCGGAUGAGACGGAUCCGGACGCUUGGGCGUACGCGGAUGCCGUAACGACUUGGCACGGCCUGAGCAGAGGUGGGGAUGUCCAGGGUAAACUCAUCAACGCUAACUACGGCCGCAAGGAGGACUUCGAAGACCUUGUCAAUAAAGGCGUCAACUUUACGGGUUCCAUCGUCAUUGUUCGCUAUGGAGGUCUUUUCCGUGGUCUCAAAGUCAAAGGUGCUCAAGAACUAGGCGCAGCCGGCAUUCUCAUCUAUUCCGACCCUCGCGACGACGGCACCGUCACUGUGGAUAACGGAUACAAACCAUAUCCUUAUGGUCCUGCGCGCAGCCCGACCUCCGUGCAGCGCGGCUCGGUGCAGUUCCUCUCCAUAUAUCCAGGCGACCCGACGACGCCGGGCUACCCGGCCUACGAGAAUAGUACCCGCACCAGCGGGACAAAUAUUCCGUCUAUCCCCAGCUUGCCAAUUUCGUGGGCGAAUGCCAAGGUGCUGCUCGAGGAGAUCGAGGACGGAAAGGAGGGCAGGACGAUUCGGCUCGUGAACAAUGUCGAUGACAAGGUGACGCCUAUCUGGAAUACCAUGGGUGUGCUCCCUGGGCACAUCAAGGAUGAAGUCGUUGUGAUUGGAAACCAUCGCGAUGCAUCGGUUAUGGGUGCAACCGAUCCUACUUCGGGCACGGCUUCCAUCAACGAAGUCAUCCGUGGGCUCGGCGUCCUGCUGAAGAGCGGAUGGAAACCGCUGCGCACGAUCGUCAUCGCAAGUUGGGAUGCUGAAGAGUACGGCCUCAUUGGCAGCACCGAAUGGGGCGAAGAUUUUGCCGAUUUCAUUGACAAAUACGUCGUCGCAUACCUCAACGUCGAUGUAGCAGUUUCUGGCUCUCGCUACAGUGCGCGCGCCUCCCCAUCGUUGGCCCAUGUCGUGCGCGAUACGGCCGAGAAGAUUCCGCACCCGACCGACCCGGGGCGUACACUUUGGGACGCGAGAAAUGAUAGAGGACCGCUACAUGGCGAAAACGUCGACCUGCAGGUAAUGGCUAUGGCGGAGGAGGCUGCCAAGGCCGUUGACAGCAUCGGGGUUGGUGCUCUGGGCUCCGGUAGCGACUACACGGUAUUUUUACAGCGCAUCGGUGUGGCAAGUAUGGACCACGGCUUCGGCUCUACGCUUUCGGACCCGGUCUAUCAUUACCACUCUGUAUUUGAUUCAGAGAGAUGGCAAGAGCUGUAUGGUGACCCGGGAUUCACGAAACAUAUUGCUGCCGCAAAGCACUUUGGCCUUCUGACUCUCCGUUUGGCCGACUCCAUCGUUCUCCCAAUCAACACAACACAUUAUGCGUUCGAACUAGAGGCAUAUCUCGAUAAGGUUGAGGAAUUGGCAACCACGUACGCUGUCUCGACUGAACUUGCGCCCCUCCGUGCCUCCAUCAAAGCCCUCCAGCACGCCAGCAUCAAGCACGACCACGAGAAGCGCAAGGCUGAGCUGCUUCUGAGGCAUCUUCUGCGGCACUCACAGAAGAAAGGCGGGUUCAAGAAGGGAAUUCAUCGCGCCAUCGGCCACGCGUGUCACAGGCUGAAGAAUAUCUUUGGCAAGCACGGCGAAGAGGCGAAUACCGAGCUCGCACCUCCAAUGCACGCGACCAAUGCAGAGAUCAGCCGCAAGGGUAGCUUCCGCAAGCCUGUGAAGCCUCGCAUUGGGCGGCUGCCGGCAUGGAUUAAAGAGAAGCAGGAGGGAGAGAGGAAGCUAGAAGAAGAGCAGGCUGAGCUCAAGAUUUUUGAUGCGGAAGUAGACGUCGACGCAGAACAUCCCCGCCUCCCGCACCUGCCUCAUAUUCCCCACCUUCCUGAGUUGCCAAAGCCACACUGGCCCCCACACCACAAGGCCCCAAGCCGGAGAUUCCUGCGCGCGGUGAAACACAUCCAGAAAAUCAAUCAGAAGCUGGCGUCAUUCGAACGUGGGUUCAUUCAUGAAGAUGGGAUCAAGGAUCGGGAGUGGUACAGACAUCUCGGUGUCGCUCCUGGCAAGUGGCUGGGCUAUGGCGCGACGACGCUCCCUGCUUUGACGGAGUCUAUCACCAUCGAGAAGAACGCCACACUCGCGAAGUAUGAAGCCGGGCGGUUGAAGGAAGCUAUCGACAACAUUACCGGGGCACUCAAGGCAUGA